This is a messenger RNA of Centrocercus urophasianus (Greater sage-grouse), 3362 nucleotides long. RefSeq names its product glutamine rich 1 (gene QRICH1). The record is from RefSeq and is a predicted model, not a curated record. The transcript has 10 exons. The coding region runs from base 310 to 2631 and encodes 773 amino acids. Lineage: Eukaryota; Metazoa; Chordata; Aves; Galliformes; Phasianidae.
GCUCCGUCAGUGCUGUUGCCGCUGCUGCCUUGUGCUGCUGCCUUGUUCUCAGCUCUGCCUUCCCACCGUGACGGGUGCGGAGGGAGGGGUCCCAUCGCCGCCUUCCCCGGAGCCCGGCGAUCUCUUCCCGUUCAUAUUGAGGCAAAGCCUAUUGAACGUAAAAUGGUUUUAAUAAAGAAAAAAAGGAACCGGGGAUGGAAAGGGCUUCUUUGUUCUGUCUUCUCCAGAACGUUACAAGUCUAAGAGCUCAGGACAAGAGCAGCAGAAAUACAUGCACCAUGGUGACUGGAACCCUCAGGACCUUACAAUAUGAAUAAUUCUCUGGAGAACACCAUUUCCUUUGAAGAAUACAUCCGUGUGAAGGCACGAACGAUCCCCCAGCACAGGAUGAAGGAGUUCCUGGACUCCCUGGCUUCCAAGGGGCCGGAAGCUCUGCAGGAGUUUCAGCAGACGGCCACCACCACGAUGGUGUACCAGCAGGGUGGCAACUGCAUUUACACGGACAGCACAGAGGUGGCCGGCUCUUUGCUUGAACUUGCUUGCCCUGUGACAACCAGUGUCCAGCAACAAACUCAGCAAGAGCAGCAGAUACAGGUUCAGCAACCCCAGCAAGUCCAGGUUCAGGUCCAGGUCCAGCAGUCACCGCAGCAGGUCUCCGCCCAGCAGCUCUCUCCGCAGCUCACUGUCCAUCAAGCUUCCGAGCAGCCCAUACAGGUCCAGGUGCAGAUCCAAGGCCAGGGGCAGCAGCAGGCGUCCCAGACAAUACAGAGUCAGUGUCUUCAGAGCCCCAGCCCGUCUCAGCUGCAGGCAGCUCAAAUCCAAGUGCAGCACGUGCAGACCGCCCAGCAGAUCCAGGCCGCGGAGAUACAGGAGGAGCACAUACAGCACCAGCAGAUCCAGGCACAGCUUGUGGCAGGACAGGCCAUUACUGGUGGUCAGCAGAUCCAGAUCCAGACAGUGGGGGCGUUGUCACCUCCACCUUCUCAGCAAGGCUCUCCACGAGAGGGAGAGAGGAGGAUCAGCACCGCCAGCGUCCUUCAGCCCGUGAAGAAACGCAAGGUGGAUAUGCCUAUUACUGUGUCGUAUGCUAUUUCAGGGCAGCCAGUUGCCACAGUGUUGGCCAUUCCUCAGGGCCAGCAGCAAAGUUAUGUCUCUCUAAGGCCAGACUUGCUAACAGUGGACAGUGCCCACCUGUACAGUGCCACUGGGACCAUUACUAGCCCCACGGGAGAGACUUGGACCAUCCCUGUUUACUCUGCUCAGCCACGUGGUGACCUUCAGCAGCAAAACAUAACCCACAUCGCCAUCCCUCAGGAGGCCUACAAUGCUGUCCAUGUCAGUGGCUCCCCAACGACACUGACCACAGUGAAGCUGGAAGAUGACAAGGAUAAGAUGGUGGGAAGUACUUCAGUAGUGAAGAACUCUCAUGAGGAAGUGGUGCAGACUCUUGCUAAUUCACUCUUUCCAGCGCAGUUCAUGAAUGGCAACAUCCACAUUCCAGUGGCAGUGCAGGCUGUGGCCGGGACGUACCAGAACACAGCACAGACAGUGCACAUAUGGGACCCGCAGCAGCAACAGCAGCAGCCCACACCCCAAGAGCAGGGGCAGCAGCAGCAGCAACUACAAGUCACUUGCUCAGCUCAAACUGUUCAGGUUGCUGAAGUAGAACAGCAGCAGCAGCCACAGACUUCACCUGAACUUCUACUUCCAAACUCUCUGAAGCCAGAAGAAGGGCUUGAAGUGUGGAAAAGCUGGGCACAGACCAAGAAUGCAGAGCUGGAGAAAGAAGCCCAAAAUAGGCUAGCACCUAUUGGAAGACGUCAGCUGCUGAGGUUCCAGGAAGAUCUCAUAUCUUCAGCUGUGGCUGAGCUGAAUUAUGGUCUAUGUUUAAUGACACGAGAAGCACGGAAUGGUGAUGGUGAACCGUAUGAUCCAGAUGUGCUCUACUAUAUCUUCCUGUGUAUUCAGAAGUAUCUCUUUGAAAAUGGGCGAGUAGAUGACAUCUUCUCGGAUCUCUACUAUAUUCGCUUCACUGAAUGGCUGCAUGAGGUUCUCAAGGAUGUACAGCCUCGUGUUUCCCCGCUUGGUUAUGUCCUCUCCAGUCACGUAACGGAAGAGAUGCUGUGGGAGUGUAAGCAGCUGGGAGCUCACUCCCCUUCCACCUUGCUCACUACACUGAUGUUUUUUAAUACAAAAUACUUCCUGUUGAAGACAGUAGACCAGCACAUGAAGCUGGCCUUCUCCAAGGUAUUGAGGCAGACCAAGAAGAACCCUUCCAAUCCCAAGGACAAAAGCACGAGUAUCCGCUAUCUGAAGGCUCACGGUGCACACCAGACAGGCCAGAAAGUUACAGAUGACAUGUAUGCAGAGCAGACUGAGAAUCCAGAGAACCCCCUGAGGUGUCCGAUAAAGCUGUAUGACUUCUACCUCUUCAAAUGCCCCCAGAGUGUGAAAGGCCGGAAUGACACGUUUUACUUGACUCCGGAGCCAGUGGUGGCCCCCAACAGCCCUAUCUGGUAUUCCAUCCAGCCGAUCAGCAGAGAGCAGAUGGAGCAGAUGCUCACCCGGAUCCUGGUGAUACGAGAGAUUCAGGAAGCUAUUGCCGUAGCUAAUGCCAGCACCAUGCACUAAGGCAUCCUUCUUGGCUCAGAAGGGGUGGGGUGGGGUGACGGGGGAGGGACAAGCAAAGAAUUGUACAGACUUUUACACUAAAGGAGAUGCCUAAGUUUUUGGUUUUUUAUUGGUGUAGCUAUGAAGCCCUUUUAGGCUUCUUCUCUUUAAAAGAAUCUAAAGGAAACCUACCCAUUGUGUAUCCUACCCAACACACCAAACUGUUGGAAUCAUUGGAGGCUGCAUAUCCCCUGCAAGCUGGGAGCUGUGGAAAGCUGCUGGUUGACUCUGAUUUUUUUUAUGAUGUAGAAAAUAUGAACUACAGGAUUGGCCUGGAUGACUGGGGCCUCUGUCUCCUUGGAGCACGUGCAGCCUAGAGGGCACAGAAUGAUGGAUGGACCUGCUCAGCCAGUGGAAGAGAGGCAGGCAUCUUCUUUUCUUGUGCUUGGACAUUAAUUUGCUGUUAUCUUGGAAGGAAGAGGAGAGAGUGAACUACAAUUGUCAUUUAUACAAAGAAAAAAAACAAUGAUUUCUAUUCAGACCUUUAAGUGACAUUUUUAGAUGUUAAAAGUACAAACUUUACCACACUCUUCUUUUUUGGCCUAAUACUGAGGCCUUAAACCUUGAGGCUCCUGUGCCUGAUGGAAUUCUUGUAACAUACACUUGUGUAUCAUAUAAAGAUACCACCCUGUUUCUCUUAUGUAUUCUUACUCUAGUUGUUUAUUAAGAAUGAUGAGCACGUCUUUUCAACA